AAGGACCACCACCGAAGAAGACAAAUGCGGAUAUUAGCGUCUCUAAAUUAACGCGAGGUCGACAAGGCGAAGUCGAGUGGAGAAAAAUAAAACAUCAAAAUGUUGAAAGAGUUGGUAAGGGAGCGACUAAUUGCGGUCGCAGACGAAAUAUUCGGUCUUUUUGAAAAAACGAUAGCCUCCUACGAAGAGGAACUUCGUCAAAAAAGAGAGGAGAACGAGCGACAACGACAACAACUGGAAGCUGUUUCCAAAACACCAACGUUGUUUUUCAUCCAAGGCGUCCAGCCGCUGAUUGGUUACCAAGUACCACAACUUCCCCCUCAGCUGCAGGGCGUCGCCUCCGGUUUGGAGCAUCCGCAGCCCCCACGCGUCAAAGAGGAAGAGGUAGAGGCCGAUGUCACCGCCGUCCCCGUGAAGUGCGAAGACGAACCGCCCAAGUCGCCAAAGCUUCCUCACAGCAGCGACCCACCGCAACACAUGACGACAAAGACCAAUGAAGACCACCGUGGGGCACAACAAGCAGACCACCGCUUAGCUCCGAUGGCCAACAGUAACGACACCAAAGAACCGUCAAGGAGCAGUACGGACUCUGAAGGAAGAUUGGAGGCAGACACGGGGGACAUGAACGUACUGCAGGAUGGCAAGAAAGAGCUGAAAAGGACAAACAUAGACAAGUGGGCCAAUGUCCAAAAAAUGAGAUGGAAGAUGAGUGAAGAGUACAUGAGGAUGAAAAACCAUGAGCACGCUUUGAGGUUGGCUCGGAAAAUGGGAAUGCCGUGCCAGUCGCCCUUUUGCCAGAACUCGUCCAAGCUGCUGUGCAGACUGGUGGUACAGUCGCGCCGCGAGGAGAUCUACCGGCACUUCUGGAACGAGCUGGACUGGAGCGGGAAGGGGAACUUCGUCAAGUCGCUGGUCGAGAUCAGCAGUGUCAAGCGACCCAAGAUGAGCGACCAAGUGGCUCAGUCUCGCCGCGGCGUCUCCAUUUCUUGCCACCUUGUCGUGGACGGUCGACGGGUGCGUGUGUGCCAGCGCAUGUUCCUGUCUACGCUCGGUAUCUCACAGUGGUUCCUCUUGAAGUGGGCCGGCCGAAAAGGAAAAGGAAGACGGGUUUUCUGUCCCAAUACGACUGUGACGACAGCGAAAAGCAUCACCAAAGAAGAUCGAAGCUUCCUCAGGUUCUUCCUACAGAAUCUCCCGCAGGUUCCGUCGCACUAUGGUGGACCGUCUUCAUCCAAGGUGUACCUGGAGCCCAUUUUCAAGUCGGCCAUCCACCUCUACAACUUCUACAUGCUCUCCUGCCGGGAACGCGGUGUUCUGCCCUUAUCCAAACGGGUGCUGAAUAAAACUUUGAAGGAUCUCAACCUGACUUUGUUCCGUGCCAAGAGGGAGCAGUGCUCCACCUGCAGCAAGACCAAAGAUGUGGACACAUCAGUGUGGGAGGAGCACCGACGUAAAAAAGACUCCACCUUGCUCGCAAUGCAGCAGGACCAAGAACGAGCUGGCCGGGAGAUCCUAGUAGCUUGCAUGGACCUCCAGGGGCUCCUUCUCGCUCCCAAGCUCAAACCAUCUGCUCUGCACUACACCAAGACCAAGCUAUGCGUGCAUAACUUCACCCUCUUCAAAAUGGCUUCACAGGAAACCACCAACUACCUGUGGCACGAGGGCGAAGCCGGCAUUUCUCAGGACGAGUUAGCCUCGUGCGUGGUGGACUUCCUCCUAACCAACACCGCCAACCAGGAGUACAUCCUUUGGAGCAACGCCGACCAGUAUAGGAACCUGGUCCUGAGCAACGCCCUGCUCAAGUUCGCCACAGACUCGCACAAGCCCGUCACGCAGAAGUUCCUGGAGCGAGGCCAUACCCGGACCGAGUGUGACGCAGUGCACACCGCCGUUAGGAGGCGACUGAAGAAGCGCGACAUCCACGUUCCGUUGGAGUAUGCGGCUGUCAUCGGAGGACCCGGUACCAGAGCGUGCCCGGUGAAAUACGUAGACCAUCAUUUCUUCACAGACUUCCGCCAACUAAGCCUCUGUGUCUCCAUCCAACCCAGCGGAGAUGCAUCAGUGGAGGAUGUGCGAGCAAUUAGAUACAACACAGAUGGCACGAUGGCUUACAAACUAGAUCACUUUGAGGAGUGGGAGCCAUACGCGUCUCCGCUCCCUAGAAUGGAGGGUCCGGUUGGAACUGUGUCGGCGCUGUACACGAACCGCCAGAAGCUCAGCAGCAUCAAGUUCCAACACCUUCAGGAGCUCAAACAUGUUUUACCCCAAGACUACCACAGCUUCUAUGACACUCUUGACCAUGAGUGAUGAGUUUACCAUCAAGGAAUAGUAGCGAAAGUGUUGUUAUUAGGGACAGGCAUGAUUAUCAGUGAAUUGAUGUUUUAUUUUAUGUGUCUGUUUGUGUGUCUGAAAGCAAAGUUUGCAAAAUGAUGUGUUUUACCUGGCUGCAACAAGCAGGGGCUUUGUUCUAUACUAGAUCAGUAAAUAUUGUAAAAAUGGUGCCUUUUCCCCAAAAGACUUUGUUCAGGCCCCUGAUUGACUCAAAUGGGCUGCACAAUUUGGAAUCACAGCGCCACCUGCUUUGUUGGCAUGUAUGUAAAGAACUAUUAGGGCCAUGCUGGGAAAAAAAUUGUUUAGUAAAAUUCAGAGGGAAAAGUAGUCAUACGGCGGCUGAAAUAAGUAUUUAACACGUCACCAUUUUUCUGGAAGGUCUUACUACAGCUAAUUGGUGUAAUUUUUGCUUAUCUGGAGGGUAAAAUGUAAAAAAAAAAUUUUGCAAUUUUGGAAUCAGCACGCCAAUUUUAGUUUUAAUCAACAUAAAAAUCUAACUCAACAGAAUGUUUUUUUCAAAUUCUUCCCCAAUGUAAUCAAACAGCAAUCUAGCCCCUUGUCAGUGCAAAUGAAUAUCAGCUGGUUCAGUCCUAAUUGAUGGGCAACAAAAAGGUCUCAUUGCAAAGGUGUGAGUCAAGACAUAUCUCAUGAUGGGUUAAGAUCAGGGAGCUGUCUCAAGACCACCGCAAAUUAAUUGUUGCAAAACAUAACGAUGGUAUUGGUUACAGGCGCAUAUCUAAGCUUCUGAAUGUUCCAGUGAGCACGGUUGGGAUCAUAAUACGUAAGUGGAAAGCCAAUCAUAUACCACCAUAAAUGUGCCGCGAUCAGGUGCUCCUCGCAAGAUUUCUGACAGAGGAGUGCAAAGAAUAAUCAGAAGAGUUGUCCAAGAGCCAAGGACCAGCUGUGGAAAACUUCAAAAAGACCUGGAAUUAGCAGGUACUGUUCUCGCAAGUAUAACAGUGAGCAAUGUACUCCGCUCCCAUGGCCUGCAUGCACGCUCACCACGCAUGACCCCAUUGCUGAAAAUAAAGCAUGUCAAAGCUCAUUUAAAGUUUGCUGAACAACAUUUGGACAAGCCAGUGAAAUACUGGGAGAAUAUAGUCUGCUCAGAUGAGAGCAAAAUUGAACUGUUUGGAUGCCAUAAUGCACACCAUGUUUGGAGGUAAAAUGGCACUGCACAUCACCCUAAAAACACCAUACCACCAGUAAAGUUCGGAGGUGGGAACAUGACUGUGUGGGGCUGCUUUUCAGCAAAUGGUACUGGGAAACAACAUUAUUGAAAGAAGGAUGAAUGGGCAAAUGUACCGAGACAUUCUUGACAGAAUCUGCUGCCAUCUACGAGGAUGAUGAAAAUUAAACCAGGGUGGACAUUUCAGCAGGAUAAUGAUCCAAAACAUACUGCCAAGGGAACUCAAUUGGUUUCAAACAAAUAUAAAGCUGCUAGAAUGGCCCAGCCAAUCACCUGACUUGAAUCUAAUCGAAAAGCGAUGGAAAGAAGUGAAACUCAAGAUCCAUAAAAGAAGCCCAUGGAACCUUCGAAAUUUGAAGACUGCUAAUGUGGAGGAAUGGGCCAAAAUGGAACAAGCGCAAUGCAUGCGACUAGUUUCUCCAUACAGGAGGCGUCUUGAAACUGUCAUUGCAAACUAAGGCUUUUGUACAAAGUAUUAAAUACCAGUUUCCGUGUUCAAUACCUUUCCCUGUGUCAUUUCACAUUAUUACACAAUUUAAUUUUUGAGAUUGUUCUACUUGCUUUGUAUGUAUGGGUUACGUAGGUUGUUCCCAACAUCUGGGAAAAUUUUCAAUAGCAACUUUGGCAAUAUAUUUAGUGAGAAAAACAGUGACGUGUUAAAUACUUAUUUCAGCUGCUGUAUUCUGUGAAAAUAAAGUUGUAUUUUUCAUUUGA
This is a messenger RNA of Phyllopteryx taeniolatus (common seadragon), 4234 nucleotides long. RefSeq lists its product as uncharacterized. The record is from RefSeq and is a predicted model, not a curated record. Bases 100 to 2307 code for a protein of 735 amino acids. Lineage: Eukaryota; Metazoa; Chordata; Actinopteri; Syngnathiformes; Syngnathidae. The transcript has 5 exons.